Molecule: messenger RNA, 2028 nt
Organism: Acanthamoeba castellanii str. Neff
Lineage: Eukaryota; Discosea; Longamoebia; Acanthamoebidae
Exons: 11
Coding region: 1-2028 (675 amino acids)
Biological process (GO): intracellular distribution of mitochondria
Cellular component (GO): cytoplasm
Molecular function (GO): mRNA binding
Source: RefSeq, a predicted model, not a curated record
AUGGCGAGCACUCUCCUUCCGCCGGUGCCCCGCACCUCGAGCACGUUGCCGCAGAAUUCGUCCACCUGCGCCCUCGUUAUCUCCACCACCUCGCUGGACGUUUACGCGGAGGUCAAGGAGAGCGCGGAGGAGAGUGGUGCCACAAGCAACCACGCGCCGCCGCCGACUUUAGACGAGCUGUGGGCCGGGCUGAACGACAACCAGGCCUUCCAAAGCUUCGAGCAGCUCAUUCUGCAGUUGAACCACCACAAGGAAGGUCCACACACCGAGACCCAGCCCUCGGGAUCAUUGGGCGGCUACGCGAUUACGCAGCAGCAGCGACCGCAGGAGGGCUACCGUAGUGCUGCGCCGACCCCCUACGGCUCAUCAGGCCAGGGCUACCAGCCGGCUGUACCCUCUGCAGAGGAGGGUCACGCGUGCUACGGCGCUGCCGGGUACAAGCUGUCUCUGGGCGGCAGCCACCCGCUGUCGGCGUAUGGCUCACACGGACCCGAAUUCGUGCUCCCGCUGCCCGUCGUGCCCAUGUGCCCGACCUUCGACGCUGGCCUCUAUUCAUCAUCUGCGGCCUACACGCUCCACCACGACGCCGACGCCGACUCCGACACCGACGCCAAGCCCAGGAAGGCGAAGGGCUACGCCAUGCCAACGACGACAACGACCACCACCACCACAACGACGAUCUGCGUGACUCUGCCGGCGGGCCACUGCGUCGCCGGCUACGCGCCUGAUCUCGGACGCGGACGCGGGCGGGGUCGUGGCUAUGGCGCCGCUUCCGCGUACACGCACGAGGCCACGCCGGCAGGCGGACGCGGGCGGGGUCGAGGCCGAGACUACGCGCCGGAUACGAGCGGCAGCGGUGGAGUUGCCGUCAACCAGCCCUACCAGCCGAACAGCAACGGCGGGGCCUCGUUCUGGCCGACAUCGCUGUUCAGCUUCUUCAGCUUUGGCGCGACCGCGACGAUGACGAGCGUAGAUCCGUCCUCGUUCUCUGACGACUUUGUCGGCGAUGAUGCGGGCGAGAGCAAUCCCUACGCCAACACCAGUGGCGUCGGCUACUCCGCGAUGCGAGCCGAGCGCAAGGAGAGCACCGGUGGGCCGUACUCGUCGUUGCACAGUUCCGGCUACGUCGGCUCCGACAUACAGCAAGGCGGCAUUGGGGCGGGCGUGCGUCCGCUGUUGGGCGACCUCGAACGCUACAGCGACGCUCCGGAAGAAGACGAAGACGACUACGAUGCCGGUGAGGGGUACAACGGCGGUUACGACCGGAGCGCAGCGACCGACACCGAUUCGUACUACGCGCACGAUGGCACGCCCUACGGCAGCCACGCGCAACACGACGAUGACGGCGAUGACGGCGAUGAGCCCGAAGAGAACUGGAGCGACGAUGAUGAGGACCACAUCGCCGCGGGGGGCUACCAGCGGGACAUGAACGGCGGCAGCGGCUAUGACAUCGGCUACGACGGCAGACACGAGGCUGCGGGCGACUCGGAAGAGGCCGGCGAGCCCUGUGGUCGCGAGGCCGGGGUGGUCCACCACGCUCACGACGUGGACUACUGCGAACAGCACCGUCCGCGGACCAGCGCCGACUGGGACGGCAUGGCCCGGGACUGGACGCAGGAGUUCCACCGCAUCGUGCGCGGCAUGGACGACACCAGUUCCACCCACGACGCCAAGAAGCGCAUGCACGUCGCCGAGCAACUGCAAGGGCUGUACACCGAGUUCGUGUCGGUGGCCAAGGCGAUCGGCGAAACGAUCAUCCGCGAGCGCAGCCUCCCCAACGCGCUGAAGACCAUCAAGCCCUCCGAUGACUUUGGCGGCAUUGCCGGCGGAGAGAAGUUCUGUGUGGCGGGCAUCUUUUUCAAGUUCGCCAUCGACAACAACAACAUCUACGAUGCCGCUCACCCCGCCCAAAACCAAUCGACGUAUCGAACAGGCAACGACGGUCUCGCCGCCAAGUGCGCCGGUCACGAGCUCAAGGCCGCAAGCGCCCUCUUCUCCUGCGGCAUGCUCGUCGGCCUGCACAGGUGA